AUGGAUGAUUCAUCUUCAUUAAAUAGGAAAUUAUAUUUUUUAAAUCUAGACAAAGAAAUAGGAGCUGGGGGAAGUGAAACAAAUAGUGAUGAUGAUGAUAAUAAUAAACUAAUAAAUUACUUUAAUAUAAAAAAAACAAAUGACCUAUAUUUAAAAGCAAACAAAAAAAAUGACAAACAAUGUAUUCUCAAAGAUUUACAUUUUAAUGGUGAUUAUUUAAUUAAAAAGACACAAACAAAAAAAAUCCAAAAAAAAAAUGGGCAUUUUGUUUUACCUAAUAAAUAUGAUUAUAUCUUAAAGAAAAAAUCAGACAUUUUCCAUACGGACGAAUUUAUAUCAAAAAGCUAUCAUUUGAAUAAUGUGCACGAUAUUUAUUACUCAUACAAAGAAGAAUCUGAUCUGUGCGAUAUUCUCAUCAAAAGAUACAAGGAGAACUUAUAUGUAACCACCUUUAACAACAUGCUAAUACUUAUAAACCCCACAGAUAACGUGAUGGCAUUUUAUAAAUUAUUGUUUAAGACAAACAAUAAAAAUAAUUAUAUUAUAAAUAACUUUGUUCGUUUUUUUCUGGAAAAGAAAUUACAAGAAAAAACAGAAGGGUACGAAGAAGUAAAUGAUAGUGGAGAUUUAACAAACUCAAGUUUAGAUUUUGAAAAGGAAGAAAAUAAAUCUGAUUAUAGUUCUAAUGAAAUAAAAAAUGCAAUAAAUUAUAUUAAUAAAAAACAUAAUAUAACAAUCAAUAAUCAAUUUAAUUUUAAUCAAAUAAAAAAAAAAAGAAAAAAAAAAAAACUAGUUAAUAUUAAAAAGGAUUUAUUCAUUAAAAGUAAUAAGGAAUUGGUUCAAAUGAACACAAAUGUGUUGAAAAAAAAUGUAAUAAAUUUUAAUGUGCUCUAUAAUCUUAAUUCUAUUCUUAAUGGGAAAGAAGAAAAUUAUAAAGAAAAUAAAUCAAAUCAUAAAGAAAACAUAUAUUCUUCACACGGACAAAUGAAUAAUUAUAAUACACAUGAUAAUGUAUAUCCUAACAGUUUUGAAAAAGCAACCAGUGAAACGUCCUACAAAUUAAAAACAUAUAAUGAACAAAAUAAAUUAUUAUUUAUAUAUGGUGAAAAUUAUAGUAAUCAGAAUGUAAUAAAUAAAUAUAUUUUCAAACAUAUAAUUAAAAAAUAUCAAGAACAAGAAGAAGAAGAAGAAGAUAUACAUACUUCAAUUAAACACAAAAAAAAAAAAAAAAAAAAUUUAUAUGAUUUAUAUAAAAGAAUUAUGAAUAUACUUAAAUUAUUUUAUAAUGAAGAUUGUUAUAAUUUUAUAAUUCAUUUUUCCGAUAACCACGAACUCGUAUCUUUUAACAUAAUCCCAUUUAUGUUGAAUAAUACUUGCAAUGUAACAAAUAUAUGCACAAAAAUGAGCGAUGUGCUCUGUGAAUUAUUGAAUAAUGCAAAUAUGCAUAAUGAAGAUAAGGAUAAUGUUGAGAAAAAUGAAAAAAAUGACCAAAAAAUGAAAGACAUAAGUAGUAAUAGGAAGAACAAUAUUAGAAGUAAUGAUAAUAUAAAAACAAAAACUAGUAGGGAAAAAAAAGAUGAACAUUCUAAUAACUCAAACGAAUUGUUAUAUAAUGAUAAAUAUAACAAUAUAAAUAAUUCAGAUGAAUAUAAUAAUGAAAAUAAUUUUAUUAAUAUUCCAUAUAUAUUUUUUUUCCUUCUUCAAAGUAUUAUGUUAAACAGUAAUCAUACAUAUGUAAAACCAUUAAACUUACACACAUUAGAUAUAAAAAAAAUAUAUCUAAAUUAUAUAGAGUCCCAUGAAAUUGAAUUAAAUGAAAGUGAUAUGGAAACAACGUUUUCUAAUUUCUCACAUCUUGGAUUUUCACUAGAUGAAAUUAUUUCAAUAAAUAAAAUUAUUUUUUCUAUCAUUUUUAUAAAUAUAUAUAUUAAAAUAAAACAAUGCCUAAAAAUGAAUGAAAAUGAAACCUUAAAAAUUUUGCAAAUACAAUUAAUUGAAAUAUCGGAUUUUAUGAAAUUAAGAAAAAAAAAAAUAAAUAAGAACAAUUCUAAAUAUGCAUCAUUAAGUAAUGGGAAAAAAUGUUUACUUCCUCAAUUUAUUAAUUUUAAUGAAGAUAAUUAUCUAAGUAGUGGAUUUAGCUCCUUAUCUGAAACUGAAAAUAUACAAUUAUUUAAUAAUGAUAUGAAAAAGGAAAAUAAGAAAAAAAAAAAUUCUAGUACUGAUGAUUUUCAAGGAGCUCGACUGAAGACAAAUGAUUCAAGUAAUGUAAAUGUUAAUGGUAAAAAGUUAGAUGAUAAUCCAUAUGAUUCUCAAAAGGAUGUUAAUAAAAUGCAAAAUGAAUAUAAAAGGACUGAGAAUGAGGUUAAUCAUUUAGGUGAGGUCAACAAACAAAUUGUUUCGAAUAAUAUAAAAAAUGAUAAUAAAAAUAAUAAUAAUAAUAAUAAUAAUAAUAAUAAUAAUAAUAAUAAUAAUAACAAUAAUAAUAAUAACAAUAAUAAUAAUAACAAUAAUAAUAAUAAUAACAAUAAUAAUAAUAGUAAUGAAUGUUAUUAUACGAAUGAACCCAUUAAUAUGUACAAAAAAGAUAAUAAGAAAUAUAAAGAACCAAUUGACAAAAAGGGGAACAAAUACUUUAUAGUAUUUGCUGGUCAUAUAUUAGAAGAAUAUAUAUCGUCCUUAUUAAAUAUUGAUAUAAAUCUAUUUAUUCACAUUUUAAAUAAUAACAUAAAAUUGAAGAGCUUAUGUUCCAAUAUGUUCUAUAGGUUAAAAAUAAAGAUUGUUAACAAAAUAAACGAAUACCUUAAAAAUGUAGUUAGAAAUGAACUUAUCCAUCAUUCGUUAUAUCUUUAUUGUAAUGGUGGGAUAAUACAAAAUAUAUUGGAAAAAAAUGAAGAUGUAAAUAAAUAUAAUAAAAAUAAAGAAAAAAAUAAUUUCAAUGAACUUAUUAAUAAUAUAUAUAAUGAAUUGUUACAUUCGUAUUAUUUAAAAAUGUCUAUGUUUAAUAUUGAUAGUUGUAUUAUGCAUAUGAUAACCACAUUAGAUAAUAAACAAAAUAAUUACGAGGAUGCAUUAUUAUGUACUCUUCAUAAUUAUGGAAAGAAAGGUAAUCUUUAUAAUAAUAUAAAUUAUAAAAAUGAUACUGAUCAGAUUAUUCCUAAUUUUUUAUGUAAUAAUAUUUAUUUAGGAGAAAAUAGGAUAUUACACAUGUUAGAAAAAUAUUCAACAAAAUUUUCGAGCGUUAUGGAUCUUCAUUAUAAUUUAUAUAAUAAAGAAAAAGAUAGUCCUUCUUAUAUUUUAAUAAAAUCGGAGUAUUAUAAAAUACUGAGUUUAUUUUAUUUAUCCAUAAAAAACAUAACAGAACUAUACAAUAAGUAUAUUAUUAAUAAUAACAAUAAAAAUAACAAUAGUGAUAAUAUUAGUAAUAUUAUUAUAUGUAAGUGUAAAUAUAUUUGUAAUUGUAAAUAUAAGUAUAAUUAUAGUUUCGAUAAACAACUAUACCAUUUAGAUGAUGAAAAUUUUAUGCAUGAUAUUUUAUUGAAAUAUUUCCAAUAUUUAUCAAAUGAUGGUAUUACAAAAAAAAAAAAUAUACAUGGGAAAAGUAAGAGAAGAAGAAGAAGAAGAAGAAAAUAUAUGAAAUAUAAUUUUUGUAUUACACAUUAUAAUGAUAAAAAAAUAGAAUACACAUGUAAUAAUAUGAUAUUUGAUAAUAUUAAAGAUAUAUAUAUAUUUAAAGAUAUUAUUGAAAUUAUUGAAAAUUGUGACAUGCCAUUUUUAAGAAGUAUGUUUUUUGAAAAUAAUACAUUACCAUUAAAAAGUGUUAAAAGUGAUUUUUUUUUAUAUAAUGAAAUGAACUUUUUUAUAAAUAUUAUAAAUAACACUUUUGAAAAAUUUUAUUUUCUUGUUAUAAAUGAAUCUGAAAAAAAACAAAAAGAUAUAUUUAUUCCUAAAUAUAUAACGAAUUGUAUAAAACAUAACGAAUCAACUACAUAUGAUCACUAUGCAAGUACAACAUCUCAAAGCAAUUUAUACAAAAGGUUUUCAUUAACUUUAAAAAAAUCGUUUGUACAUAAUAAUAAUAUAAAAUCUUUUAAAAGUUUAUUUUUACAUAUGGAUUCAGUUCGUACAGACAAUAUAACCAAUUUCUCUGAUUUUAGCAAAAAAAAUAUUAACAAAUAUCAUAUCACUUUUGUAAUUAAUAUGUUUAAUUUAAAAAAUAUAUUUAAUUAUCAACAACAAUAUUUAUAUUAUUGUAUUCCAUAUAUUUCUUUUAUUAAAAAAUAUAUUUUAUUCUCUGCAUAUAUUAGUAAGGAAAAGGACUUAAUUAAACUAUUAAACUAUUAUGAAGAAAAGUAUUAUAAACCUAAUUAUUCAUAUAAUACCCCCGGAAAGGAUACAAAAAAUAUAAUAUAUAAUUCUUCUAAUAUGAAAGAUAAUUUAUCAAAUAAUGAUACAAACCAUAAUAUAUUAAAUCAAUCAAUUAAUAUAUAUAAAGAAAAAAUGUAUAACAACCAAAACAUAAAUAAAAACAAAAAUAAGAACAAAAAUAAAAAAAUAAAAAAAUAUAUAUACAAUGAUACAACCAACUUUAUAUAUUUAAACAAAUUAUCAAUUGAAGAAAUGAAAGAUAUGUGUACUUUAAUAUUAUAUAAUUUUAAUAUAUCCACUAAUAUUAUUUACUUUCAAAAUUAUUUAUUUAUAAAAAAGUCCUUAUAUUUUCUUUUGGAAAAUAUGAAAAAUGAAUAUUUAAAAUACAUCAUACCAUUUAUUAGGAAAAUAGAAAAUAGUUAUAUAUCUUAUAAAAAUAAGAAAAUUAAAUUUUCCUAUAGAAAUAAAAUUAUUGUUAUUCAAAAUUAUAUGAGAAAAUAUUUAUUCUUUCAUGAAUUACAAAAGAAAGAAAGGAAAAAAAAUUUGCUUACAUCAUUUAUUAUUUUUUAUAGUUACUUGUUGAAACAUAAAAAUAUGGAAGAAACAAAAGAAACAUUAGAAUAUUAUAAAGAAACCUUUAUGAGUAAGGAGAAAAAAUUAAUUCAACAUGCAGCAUGUGUAUAUAUACAAUCAUGGUUUAGGAAAAUAAUACAACAAAGGAAAUAUAAAGCCAUGAAAUUAGAAAUUUUAAAAACACAUGCAAGAGAAAAAAUAAGUACAGCUAUUAAAACAUAUAUAACACAAAUAAAAAUGAUAAAAAAUUUAAAUGAAGUAUUAAUACCAAAUCGAUGUGCAACCUUAAUUCAAUCAUGUUUUAGAAGAUAUAGAUGUAUGGUACAAUAUGAAAAAAAAAUGUAUUUAAAAAUAUGUUUUCUAUCAAUUAAAAGAAAAUAUAUGGCAUACACAAAUGUUAUAACAAAAAUGAAUUAUCAUUAUUUAAUAAAAAAUAUAUAUAGGAAAAAUUUCAUUAAAAAUCAUCUAAAAAUACCUGAAGCAGUAGUAAAGAUACAAAGUAAAUAUAAAGCAUAUGUUGUUAGAAAACAAUAUAAUAUGUUAAGAGACGCAAUAUAUUUUACACAAUCAUAUAUACAUACAUGUAUAGAAAGAAUAAAAUAUGAACAAUUAAAAAAAAGUGUAAUUACUAUACAAGUAUGGUGGAGAAAUUUCUAUAAAUUAAAAAAAAAAUUUCAAAAUUUUCCUUUGAAUAUAUAUAAUAGUGAAUAUGAAAAAACAAAAUAUUAUUUUCUAGAUAAAAAAAAUUUCCCGAAUUAUUAUUAUUAUAUAUUAAAAGAACAGAAAGCAAUGAAACUUUUGACAUAUAACAUUUUAUUAAAACAAUGGUAUUUUUUUUAUUUUAAAAAAUUCCAAAAAAAAAAUCAUUUAUUUAAUAUUAUAUUUAAUUUGAAAUUAUAUAAAAAUAUAUCUUAUUAUUAUUUACUUCCAUGGGCAUAUAAAAUAAAUGCAAUACUUAAAAUGAUACAUAUGAAACAAAUGUUUAAAUUAUGUACAACCAAAUAUUAUCAAAAUACUAUAUUAAAUAUACCUCUUUUUGAAACAAUACAAAUAUUUGUAGGCAAAACACAUACCAUACUUUUAAUUAAUCAAAGUGUUAAUAAAGAUGAUAAUAAUAAUACAGAACAAAUAGUAUCACAUGGAUAUAAUAAAAAUAGUAAACAAUUUUAUACUAAAUAUGUUUAUAGUAUUGGAUCUAAUGAUUGUGGACAGUUGGGUUAUUACGAUUUGUCUAGUUCUCCAUUUUUAUAUCACCCCAAUCUUUUAAAUGAUAAAUGGGAUCACGUUGAUAUAAAUGAAGACGAAAAUAAUAAACUCAAUCCAAUAAAAGAAAAAAUAGAGUAUCCGGUAAAAAAGGAUAUAUAUAUAAAUACAAUAGAUGACCAUACAAAAAUUGACAACCUAUUUAAUGAUCAUAAUGAUAAUAGUGAUAAUGAUAACAGAAUGACUACUUUGGGAAGCUUACAUAAGGAAAGCAUGGAUAAUAAUAGCACGAGCAUUUUUAGUACACACAAAAGUAGUGUUGAUAAUAAUAUCAUAAAUAAUGCAUAUAAUAAUAAUAAUAAUAAUAAUAAAUCAUAUAAUAAUAAACAUUUUAGUGAUCAAUAUAAUAAUAUUAACAAAUCACAUAAAGAAGAAAUAACAAAUAAUAAAACAAAAUUUAAAAAUGUAAAUGAUAAUUAUCUAAGAAAUUUACAGCAUUUAGAAUUUCAAUAUAAAAAAAAGUACACCAUAUCGAAAAAAAAUUUUGGUGAUAUGUUCAAUGAAAAUGUAAAUGAUAUUAUUGAUUAUAAAAUAAUAGAUAAAGAGGAUGACAAAUAUAGUAAAAAUAUAACAAAUAAUAAUAAAUAUGAAUAUGAUUUUAAUAUUGAUAAGUCACAUAAAGGUAAGAAAAUUGUUGAAUUUACUAAAUUAAUUAAUGAAACAAAUAAAAUUCUUAAUAUAUGUUGUGGUUCUGAACAUACAUUAGCUCUCUCAGAAAAUGGAAAUGUAUACUCAUGGGGAAACAAUGCAUAUGGUCAAUGUGGUCAGAAAUAUGAAAAACAUAUUAUUAGAUAUCCUAAAAUUAUAAAAUAUUUUUUGAAAAAUAAUAUUCUUAUAAAAAAUAUAAGUUGUGCUUCUUAUCAUAGUGGUUACAUAACCAAAUCAAAUGAUUUAUAUAUAAGUGGGAACUUUUUUUUUAUCAACUUAAAAUAUUUUCAAAAUAAUAUUUAUGAACCAAUCUUUUUAAUUUCAGGAUGUCUUAAUAUUACAUGUAAAGAUAGUUUUAAUAUAUCAUUAAGAACUAAUAAAAAUUCAUUUUAUUUAUGGGGAAAUAAUUAUAAAUGUAUAUUAGGAAUAAAUAAAAAGAAGUUAGCUAAUCUGGAUGAAAUAUCUAUUUAUCCAUUAACUAAUAUUUGUCCAAAUAUUACAGUAAAUAAAAUUGCAUGUUCAGAUAAUUUUGUGUGUAUUAUAACCACACUUGCUACAACAAAUAAUUAUACCAUGUUUAUGUGGGGACAAUUUUCUCAUAUAGAAAAAAAGGAAAACCAAGAAAAUGAUACAAAAAGUGUUCUAAGUACUAAUAAUUUUUUUAAUAAGUUUAGAAUGAAGGCUAAAAUGAACAAUACGAAAAAUGACAACCAAAAGAAUGACAUAAAUAACAACAAUAAUAAUAAUAUUAGUAACAACAAAAAAAAUAUGAUUUACAUUGCCAAACCUACUCCAGUGUAUAAUGAAAUAUGGGAACAAAAUGAAGCAGUCGAUGUGUGCUGUGAUUUGGAUGAAAUUAUGGUGCUGAUGUCCAACUUGUGCUUAUACGGAUUUUCUUCAGUGGAAAUUUUAGGAGGUGAUAAGAAAAAAGUAAUAGCUAACGAACCCAAAGUAUUUUUUAACCAUUUCAAUAGAAAACCAAAAGUUGAAAAAAAAGAAAACGAUAUAAAAUUUGAAGAACCAGAAAUUCAUGAAAAUAUUAAAGUUUUAAACCCUGUACUAUACAUGUUCAAAUAUUUUAAACCAUCAUAUUUUAAUGUUAAGAAAAUUCAAUGUAGUUAUAAUAAAAAUAGUCUCUCAAUUAUGAAUGUAACCAUGGGAGAAUAUGAAAUACCUAAGAUAAAACAAAACUUGGAAUAUGUUACACCAUCGGGCGAUAUUGUGAAUUUCCCUGAAAAAAUUAAAGAGGCAAUAUUAGAAAAAGCCAAAAAGGAAUCCAACAAAUGGAUUAAAUCAAACGAUGAUCCUUACAUAAAUCAUUUCUUAAUACAAAAUUCAAGCGAUUCCGGGAAUUAA
Messenger RNA from Plasmodium reichenowi, 8205 nucleotides. RefSeq names its product cell cycle associated protein, putative. The record is from RefSeq and is a predicted model, not a curated record. The transcript is spliced from 5 exons. NCBI's taxonomy places the organism in Eukaryota, Apicomplexa, Aconoidasida, Haemosporida, Plasmodiidae. Gene Ontology annotation, molecular function: protein binding. Bases 1 to 8205 code for a protein of 2734 amino acids.